Messenger RNA from Diatraea saccharalis (sugarcane borer), 708 nucleotides. The record is from the annotation of a GenBank genome assembly. Lineage: Eukaryota; Metazoa; Arthropoda; Insecta; Lepidoptera; Crambidae.
AUGGGCAGCAGUGAAGGUGGUAGGAAAACUCUUGCUAAAUUGAAUUUCCAACUUUUGCUGAAGGCGUUGCAGAAUACUGCUGAAGAGUCGCUCGCAACUUUGGAUACAAAAGCUGUUACCAUUUUUGUGUUCUCUGAUGAAAGAUCGGUUGUAACGUCUCUGUAUAUAUAUACUGGUACUCCCCCACACGGGUACGGAAGCCAAGCACCUAAAGUUGCAGAAACUAUAUUGCGAUCAAUCGAGUACAACAGGAAACCAGAUCCCAAAAAUAGAAAAAUAAAGGUAGGAAAUAUAGAGAUUGAACGAUUUCAAUGGGAAAAGGGGGAUGGGAAAUUUCCUCACGACAAAAUACACGGGAAUUACAUAACUUCUGUAUUUAAAGAGAUGACUAUAAAUUUCGCUGUUUUGUAUUCACAACAAAUAAAGACAGUUGUAGAAAGGGUAAUGGAUCAAAUAAUGAGUCAAAUCUCUGACAUUCUAACACAAGGCAGGCAGACUUUUUGUCCUCUAAGGGAACAGAGUGUCACGGCAGCACAAGCUUAUGAAGCUGCUUUUGACUUCUUGAACACAAAUACUGGAAGAGACUGUUUUAGUUUGUUGGAUUGGAUACAAGUAACUGUUGAGUGUUUUGAGAAGGAAGAGAUUACUGUCAAAAGAAUGAAAAAAGUUACUUCUGAAUCAGAAGAAGUAGAUCCACUUACAACUUAA